AUGGAGAAACCAGACCAUGGGUAUAACUACGACCCCCCUGCUGUCACCUACCACCCCCCACAUACGACUACGACCACAGAGAAACCAGACCAUGGGUAUAACUACGACCCCCCUGCUGUCACCUACCACCCCCCACAUACGACUACGACCACAGAGAAACCAGACCAUGGGUAUAACUACGACCCCCCUGCUGUCACCUACCACCCCCCACAUACGACUACGACCACAGAGAAACCAGACCAUGGGUAUAACUACGACCCCUGCUGUCACCUAUCACCCCCACAUACGACUACGACCACAGAGAAACCAGACCAUGGGUAUAACUACGACCCCCCUGCUGUCACCUACCACCCCCCACAUACAACUACGACCACAGAGAAACCAGACCAUGGGUAUAACUACGACCCCCCUGCUGUCACCUACCACCCCCCACAUACGACUACGACCACAGAGAAACCAGACCAUGGGUAUAACUACGACCCUCCUGCUGUCACCUACCACCCCCCACACACGACCACGGAGGCUGAGGAACCUGGGUACAUCUACGACCCCCCAGAACACAGCUACGACUACGAGCCAGAGCCUGGCGUGAUCGGAGAGUUCGAGAGCAACUACAACGUGAAGGACGAAACAGCUGGCUUGGAUUUCGGACACGACCAGACGGCGGAAGGAAAGGAGAUGAACGGGGUGUACCAUGUCCUCCUUCCUGACGGCACCAAGCAGACUGUGACCUAUCACGUGGACAAGGAGAGUGGAUACGUGGCCCAUGUGACGUAUGAGCAAGAUGUUAGCUACAAGCCCCCCACGCCGCCUGACAGCCUGUAUGAGCCUCCAGUGCUUGUUGAAGACUCGCCUCCGUCCCCUCCAGUUCUUAUCGAGGAGCCUGUUCUUGAUUUGCGGAGUAUCUUCUAGAAAUAUUGUGUUAGACUAGACAGCAAAGACGGAUUGGGUGUUGGCACAGUAUGGAAGUACCUGGCAACUAAAUCGAUUCUUAGACGUCAUAACCUACAAAGCGACACAAAGCGACAUAGGUUAAAGGAAGAAGAAGAAGAAGAAGAAGAAGAAGAAAAGGGACAGAGUGAUGGACAGACAGCAGUUGACUUGUUCAUCCCCCAGCUUGUGUUCUGAUGAUGAGAAUGCAACGCUGGGUGGUUCUGUGUCGCUCUGAAAUCACACAAUAUUCUCGCUCGAAACACUUCUGCAUUGCACCGCCACUACUUCCAAAAAGGCUCGAGAUGAAGUGACGCGGGUUCUCAAGCGUGUUUUUUUUUUUUACAGUUUUAGUGAGAGAUUAACGAGAUUUCUCUACACUAUUAGCUGGAAAUACUCUUGAGAACCUGGAUAGUCAUGUCUGUAGCCUUCGAAAAUGGUCGUGGUGAGAGAGCGAAGCGUUUAUGAAUACAGCUGUGUGUGUGUCCAUUUCGGCUUUCAGAAGGAGGAUGUAUUAAAAAAAAAAUAAUGAUAAGUUCAUCAGCUAUGGAAGAUGAUUCAGCAAGUAUACGAGUCUAGUCAGGCUAUGUCCCCCAGUUGGCAACACGAGCUAGAGAUCUUUGUGUGUGUCUUCCUGUUUUUUCUGUUCCUCAUUUCUCCUCCUGGCGGGUCCUUCAUUCGUGUCACUCAACAUCCGUCACUAAAACUCUAAAGCUCAACCUUAAUUUUAAACUAAGACACAAAAAAAAACUAUUGUUACCUUUAAGUUCAGAUCAAAUCGUGCCUUUUGUAUAUUUCCUCAGCAUUUUACUCUUCUCCCUCCCUCCCUCCCUUCCUUGUCACGCCCACCACUCCCUUGUUUGUCAUCUCUAAGCUCAGAUAAAUCGUGUCUUUUGUACGUACAUCUCCUUAGCAUUUCACUGUUCCCCUCUCUCUCUCUCCUUUGCCUUGUCACGCCCACCACUCCCUUACUAGUACCUCCAAGUUCCUCUGAUAAAACGUACGUGUCUUUUUCAACUCCUUUGUACAUUUUCAUCAGCAUUUUACUCUUCCCUCCCUCCCUCCCUCCCUUCCUUCGUCUUGUCUCACCCACCACUCCCGCCACGAUACGCUACUAAACCACUAAACACUAGACUUAAAAUGCAUCAGAAUGAAAACCCUGUGUCAUCUUUAUUAUCCUUCAACACACGGCCAUGCUCAGAUCCCCGCCAAGCACACAAGACUUUAAGCAACACUGAAACAAAACAAACCUUCUAAAUUCUGAAACACUUCCGCGCCACACCUCCACUACUUCCCAAAGGCUCUAGUUGAAGUUACUUUGUUUUCUAAGAGUGAUGUUGUGGUUUUAGUGACAGAUAAACAAGAUUUCUACAUUUUAGCUGGAGAAAGUCAUGAGAACCCGUCUAAUCCUCUCUGUAGUUUGGUUAGGUUAGGUUAAAAUUAUAGUGGUGAUGUUCCACUUUUUUAAGGAUGUUUUUACGAAUCUACUGACAGAUGAACAGGAUUUCUAGAUUUUA
Molecule: messenger RNA, 2447 nt
Organism: Portunus trituberculatus (swimming crab)
Lineage: Eukaryota; Metazoa; Arthropoda; Malacostraca; Decapoda; Portunidae
Product: extensin-1-like
Exons: 3
Coding region: 1-912 (303 amino acids)
Cellular component (GO): extracellular matrix
Source: RefSeq, a predicted model, not a curated record